This is a messenger RNA of Hemicordylus capensis (graceful crag lizard), 1958 nucleotides long. RefSeq names its product mediator complex subunit 22 (gene MED22). Gene Ontology annotation, biological process: regulation of transcription by RNA polymerase II. The record is from RefSeq and is a predicted model, not a curated record. Lineage: Eukaryota; Metazoa; Chordata; Lepidosauria; Squamata; Cordylidae. Bases 178 to 792 code for a protein of 204 amino acids. The transcript has 5 exons. Gene Ontology annotation, cellular component: mediator complex. Gene Ontology annotation, molecular function: transcription coregulator activity.
GGGAGCCAAUCGGAUAUCAGGAAUGGGGCCCAUUGAUAACGCACAGCCAAUCGAAAGAGGGCUCCGUCUGACUAGCAGGGAGGGCAACGAUAAUAAAGGGAAAUGGCUGCUUGCAGAACGGAAGGAUAGAAUUGCAGCCAGAAGGAGGCACGUAGCUAAGGUGUCUCCUCGCCACAAAUGUCCCAGCAACGCGUCCUACCCCAGAGCAAAGAAACCCUCCUUCAGUCCUACAACAAGAGGCUGAAAGAUGACAUCAAGUCCAUCAUGGAUAACUUCACAGAGAUCAUCAAGACCGCAAAGAUCGAAGAAGAAACACAAGUAUUGCGGGCGACGCAAGGCGAGCAGGACAACUACGAGAUGCACGUCAGGGCCGCUAACAUUGUCCGUGCGGGCGAGUCCCUCAUGAAGCUGGUCUCUGACCUGAAGCAAUUCCUGAUCCUCAACGACUUCCCCUCGGUCAACGAAGCCAUCAACCAGCGCAACCAGCAGCUGCGCAGCCUGCAAGAGGAAUGCGACAAGAAGCUGAUCGCGCUCCGCGACGAGAUCUCCAUUGACCUCUACGAGUUGGAAGAGGAAUAUUACUCCUCCAGCUACAGCCUGUGUGACGCCAACGACCUCCCCCUGUGCGAAGCGUACUGGAGACCAGACCUCGCCGCGUCCUCCCCGGAAGGCCUCUCCACCCCUCUGGCCGCGGCCAUGGCGGAGCAGACCAUCCCUGCCCCACAGGGGGCCGCUCCGUCGCACCCUCACGUCAACGGGCACGGAGGAGCAGGGCCAACGGAGCACGCCUGAAAGGGACCCACUCCGCCUUGCCCCUCACCAGGCCUCCUUCCGUGACCCCCACUCCGCGGCCGGCCAUUUUCUUGCGAAAUGGCCGAGAUAGUAUGGAUAUAGGGUGUCUCGCUCGAUUGGACAAUGCGGUAGUGAAGAGAAGACACCCGUUUGGUUUGGAGCUCUUUUUCAUUAAGCUGCCAGGAUGCUUCCUUGGGAAUGGGAACUCCGUAUGGGGAAAAUAGAUUUGGGUGUUUAGUGUGACACUUUUUUUGGUUGGUUUGUUCCCGAAAUAGAGUUUUGGAGCAGGAUUUAGAAGGGAUUUUCUCCUUGAAUCCCGGCGGUCUCAACCUUGGGUCCCCUCACGGCGGGGACUACAAUUCCCAUCAUCCCCAGCCACAGCGGCCGAAGUUUGAGACGCCCUGACAAGGAAUUGUCUGGUCCUCUUUUGGGGUUGAACCCCUUCGUGGUUCCAGCAAUGCCUAGCAUUUAUCUUUCCGUGUUCUUCCUCCGGAUCAGGCGAGUAAGCUAAAACGAGUUUCUGUCCCGCAAAUACUGAAUUUGCAUCUGUUGACCUGCCUGUCUCAAAUCGCCACGAUCUUCCGGGAGAUCAGAGAAGCUUCUGGCGGGUUGCUCUCCUUACUUCACCCCUGAACAGGUGGGCUUGGUGGGAUAUGCAUGUCGUAAGUGUCCCAGGAUACGGUCUCAUUGUACAGGAGUACUUGAAUGAAAUAAAUGAAUGUGGUUGUGCCCCCUCAAAACAAUGCAAGACUACUGGUGAAUGUGGGGUUGCCAACUUUUUCACUGGCCCUGCUCUUGUGCCUUGAACAUGUUCCCGCUCUAGCUAGCAACCUUGGUUCUUCAGCUCUUGACGAACUACAGUUCUGGCUUGGGAUGAUGGGAGUUGUAGUCCAGCAACAGCUGGGGUGCCAAGGUUGCCUCCCCUGAGAUAGCGUCUUCUUGUGGGGAAGACGUCACCUGCUUAAUGUCGGGGCUGCUGUUAAAGGCAGAGGAGCCGGGCCAGUUAUGCCAAACAGAAAAGCUGGCAACUCUAGGUGCAUAUUUAACAUCAGUGUUUGCUGCCAAUUAAUGUUGUCUGUGUAGGGUUGUGUGUGUGUUCAUACUGCAUCCCCACCCCACCCCCAUUGUAGCGACACGGUUGAAUAAAGCCGGUUGUGUUUUGCGUU